Messenger RNA from Canariomyces notabilis, 5812 nucleotides. Its product is annotated as clathrin heavy chain. Lineage: Eukaryota; Fungi; Ascomycota; Sordariomycetes; Sordariales; Chaetomiaceae. Gene Ontology annotation, cellular component: actin cortical patch; clathrin complex; clathrin coat of coated pit. The record is from RefSeq and is a predicted model, not a curated record. Gene Ontology annotation, biological process: intracellular protein transport; receptor-mediated endocytosis; Golgi to endosome transport. Gene Ontology annotation, molecular function: structural molecule activity; clathrin light chain binding. The transcript has 4 exons. The coding region runs from base 350 to 5395 and encodes 1681 amino acids.
GUGCAACCACACAACAACCGAGCCCGACCCUCAUUUUCCUCAUUGCGCGUCAAGCACACGAGCCUCUUUCUUCCCAUCGCACCCUUUCGGGCCAAGAACCGGUUUCCUCUUGUGCUUCACGGACGGCCUCGUUUAAUUGGCAAGCUCAGCGACUUGCUUCGCUGCUUAAUUCCCGCGACUCCUCCGUUCGUUUCUCUCGGUGUGGAGCUCCACCGUUCCCACCCCUUUCAAACGACGUCUCUCUCCAGCUUUCUGCCUUCUUGUUCACGACCGGGCGCACUCAGCAACUUUUGACAAGUUGGUUACUAUUCCUCGUUGACCGCGCGCAGCCGAGCGCAUACAGAUCACCAUGGCGCCGGCUCUGCCCAUCAAAUUCCAGGAGCUGCUCCAGCUCAGCAGCCUGGGCGUCAACCAAACCGCCAUUACUUUCAAUACCUGCACCCUAGAGUCAGAUUCCUUCAUCUGCAUCCGAGACAAGAAGGAUGAGGCGGCAUCACCCGAAGUCCUUAUCAUCGAUCUCAAGAAUGGCAACAAUGUCAUACGACGGCCCAUCAAGGCCGACAGCGCGAUAAUGCACUGGUCCCGCCAGGUCAUCGCCUUGAAGGCCCAGUCCCGGAUGCUCCAGAUUUUUGAUCUAGAGCAGAAGCAGAAGCUCAAAUCCACCACAAUGAACGAGGAUGUGUCGUUCUGGAAAUGGACCAGCGAGACGACGCUUGGCCUCGUUACAGAGAACGCAAUCUACCACUGGGAUGUCUUCGAUCCGACACAAGCGGCACCUGUAAAGGUGUUUGAUCGUGGCCCUUCACUUCAGAGCAAUCAAAUCAUCAACUAUCGAACCAGCGCCGAUGGCAAAUGGAUGGUUGUGGUUGGCAUUUCCCAGCAACAAGGCCGAGUAGUUGGCGCGAUGCAGCUAUAUUCCAAAGAUCGCGGUAUCAGCCAGGCCAUUGAAGGCCACGCUGCUGCCUUUGGCACAAUCCGGUUGGAUGGUGCCCCCGAGGAGACCAAGCUUUUCACCUUUGCUGUCCGAACAGCAGUGGGCGCGAAACUGCAUAUUGUCGAGGUUGACCAUCCCGAGACGAAUCCCGUUUUCCCCAAGAAGGCUGUCGAUGUGUUCUUCCCCCCAGAAGCUACCAACGACUUCCCAGUGGCCCUCCAGGUCUCGCAAAAGUACGGCAUCAUUUACCUCAUCACCAAGUACGGUUUCAUCCACCUCUACGAUCUCGAGACGGGAACAUGUAUUUUCAUGAACCGCAUCUCGGGCGAGACUAUCUUCACUGCCUGCGGGGACAAGGAAUCUAGUGGCGUCAUUGGCAUCAAUCGCAAGGGUCAGGUUCUCUUCGUUAGCGCCGAUGAGAAUACAAUUGUUCCCUAUGUCCUCGAGAGCCACGGCACCGAGCUGGCGCUCAAGUUGGCGUCACGCGCUGGCCUCCCUGGCGCCGACAACCUCUACCAGCAGCGCUUCGAACAACUUUUCACCAGCGGCAGCUACCAGGAGGCUGCCAAGGUCGCGGCUAAUUCUCCACGAGGGUUCCUGCGGACGCCACAGACCAUAGAGCGGUUUAAGCGUCUUCCCCAGCAGCCCGGUCAGAUGUCCCACAUCCUGCAGUAUUUCGGCAUGCUACUCGACAAGGGGUCUCUCAACCAGCACGAGACGAUCGAGCUCGCUCAGCCUGUGUUGGCCCAGAACCGAAAGCAGCUCCUGCAGAAGUGGCUCGGUGAGAACAAGCUUGAAUGCUCUGAGCAGCUUGGUGACAUGGUUCGCCCUCACGACAUGAACAUGGCGCUUGCCAUCUACUUGAAGGCCAAUGUUCCUCAUAAGGUGGUUGCUGGCUUUGCCGAAACCGGCCAGUUCGACAAGAUUCUCCCCUACUGCGCUCAGGUCAACUAUCACCCCGACUUUGUCCAAUUGCUCCAGCACAUCGUUCGUGUCAACCCCGAGAAGGGCGCCGAGUUUGCUACGUCACUAGCCAAUCAGGAGGGUGGCUCGCUUGUUGACCUUGAGCGGGUAGUCGACAUCUUCCAGUCCCAGGGUAUGGUGCAGCAAGCUACGGCCUUCCUUCUUGAUGCUCUCAAGGACAACAAGCCCGAGCAAGCCCAUCUCCAAACUCGGCUCCUGGAAAUGAACCUUAUCAACGCACCCCAGGUAGCAGAUGCUAUUCUUGGAAAUGACAUGUUCUCCUACUUCGACAAGGCUCGCAUUGCAUCUCUCUGCGAGCAGGCUGGGCUUUUGCAAAGGGCCUUGGACUUGUACGAGGACCCUGCCGCUGUCAAGCGGGUCAUCGUCAACAUCGCUGGUACUCCGGCUUUCAAUCCCGACUGGCUUGUCGAGUACUUUGGCCGGCUAUCUGUCGAGCAAUCCAUCGACUGCCUCGACGGCAUGAUGAAGCACAACAUCCGCCAGAACCUCCAGUCCGUGGUCCAAGUUGCCACCAAGUAUGCCGAGCUUCUUGGAGCGCAGCGCCUGAUUGAUCUGUUCGAGAAGUAUAAGACUGCUGAGGGUCUCUACUACUUCCUCGGCAGCAUCGUGAACGUGAGCGAGGAUCCUGAAGUUGUCUUCAAGUAUAUCGAAGCCGCCACCAAAAUGGGCCAGAUUCGGGAGGUCGAGCGCAUCUGCCGCGACAACAGCGUUUACAACCCGGAGAAGGUCAAGAACUUCCUCAAGGAGGCCAAGCUCGGCGAAAUGCUUCCACUGAUGGUUGUCUGCGACCGCUUCAAUUUCGUGCAUGACCUCGUGCUCUAUCUUUACCAGCACCAGCAGUUCAAGUCGAUCGAGAUCUACGUGCAGCAGGUCAACCCAUCGAGAACACCCGGAGUUAUCGGCGGACUGUUGGACGUCGAUUGCGAUGAGAACAUCAUCAAAAACCUCCUCUCCACCGUCAAUCCGAUCUCAAUCCCGAUCGACGAGCUCGUGCGUGAGGUCGAGACUCGUAACCGUCUUAAGCUGCUCCUCCCCUUUUUGGAGGCAACUCUGGCCGCCGGCAACCAGCAGCAAGCAGUCUAUAAUGCCCUGGCAAAGAUUUACAUCGAUUCCAAUAACAACCCGGAGAAGUUCUUGAAGGAGAAUGACCAGUAUGACACGCUCACGGUCGGCAAGUACUGCGAAAAGCGGGAUCCCAAUCUCGCCUACAUCGCCUAUCGCAAGGGCCAGAACGACCUUGAGUUGGUCAACAUCACCAACGAGAACGCGAUGUACAAAGCCCAGGCGAGAUAUCUCCUCGAGCGGGCCGACCGGGAGCUCUGGAUGUUUGUCCUCAGCGAAAACAAUAUACACCGCCGUUCAGUGGUCGAUCAGGUUAUCUCGACGGCCGUCCCCGAGUCAACAGAUCCCGCCAAGGUCUCCGAGGCAGUGGCGUGCUUCCUGAAUGCAGAUCUCCCUGCUGAGCUCAUUGAGCUUCUCGAAAAGAUUGUCCUGGAGCCAUCACCGUUCAGCGAUAAUCAGAACCUCCAGAACCUGCUCAUGUUCACUGCCGCUAAGGCUGAUAAGGCCCGUGUUAUGGACUACAUCCACCGGCUGGACAAUUUCUCCGCAGACGAGAUCGCCAACGUUUGCAUUGAGGUCGGCCUGCAUGAAGAGGCGUUUGAGGUCUACAAGAAGAUCGAUAACAAGGAGGCUGCCGUCAAUGUCCUUGUGGAGCACGUGGUCAGCAUUGAUCGGGCACAGGCUUACGCGGAGGAGGUCGACAUUCCCCAAGUCUGGAGUAAGGUCGCCAAGGCUCAGUUGGAUGGUCUCCGGAUUGGCGACUCGAUCGAUUCGUACAUCAAGGCGGAAGACCCGAAGAAUUAUGAGGAGGUCAUCGAGGUUGCUGUGGCGGCAGGGAAGAACGAGGAGCUGAUCAAGUAUCUCCGCAUGGCUCGAAAGACGCUCCGCGAGCCCGUCAUAGAUACAGCGCUCGCCUUCUGCUAUGCCCGCCUUGAUCAGCUCGCGGAGUUGGAAGACUUCCUGCGGGCAACCAACGUGGCAAAUGUCGAAGAGUCCGGUGACAAGGCCUAUGCUGAGGGCCUCUUCGAGGCUGCCAAGAUCUUCUACACCAGCAUUUCCAACUGGGCCAAGCUCGCGACAACGCUGGUGCAUCUGGCCGACUACCAGGCCGCUGUUGAUUGCGCGCGCAAGGCUAACAACAUCAAGGUCUGGAAGGAGGUUCACGAGGCAUGCGUUGGCAAAAAGGAAUUCCGCCUUGCGCAGAUCUGCGGCCUCAACCUCAUCGUCGAUGCAGAACAGCUUCAGGCUCUCGUCAAGCAGUACGAGCGCGAGGGGUAUUUCGACGAGCUGAUCAACCUGCUCGAGCAGGGCCUUGGUCUGGAGCGUGCCCACAUGGGCAUGUUCACUGAACUUGGAAUUGCCCUGUCCAAAUACCACCCUGAGCGGUUGAUGGAGCACAUCAAGCUCUUCUGGAGCAGGAUGAAUCUCCCCAAGAUGAUCCGCGCAUGCGAGGAAGCCAACCUCUGGCCCGAGUUGGUCUUCUGCUAUUACCACUACGACGAGUUUGACAAUGCUGCACUUGCCGUUAUGGAGCGGCCCGAGAACUCUUGGGAGCACCAACAGUUCAAGGAGAUCACAGUCAAGGUUGCCAACCUUGAGAUUUACUACAAGGCCAUCAACUUCUAUCUUGAGCAGCACCCGUCUCUCCUGACCGAUCUUCUGCAAGCUUUGACUCCUCGGAUUGACGUCAACCGGGUAGUCCGCAUGUUCCAAAAGUCCGAUAAUCUACCCCUAAUCAAGCCCUUCCUGCUCAACGUCCAGUCGCAAAACAAGAGGACUGUUAACGAUGCAAUCAACGACCUGUUGAUUGAGGAAGAGGAUUACAAGACUCUCCGUGACUCGGUCGAAAACUACGACAAUUACGAUCCCGUUGAUCUCGCCGGUCGUCUGGAGAAGCAUGACCUGGUAUUCUUCCGUCAAAUCGCCGCCAACAUCUACCGGAAGAACAAGCGGUGGGAGAAGUCAAUCAACCUGUCCAAGCAGGACAAACUAUGGAAGGACGCAAUCGAGACAGCUGCCAUCUCUGGCAAGUCCGAUGUUGUUGAAGAUCUUCUGCGCUAUUUCGUCGACAUUGGCAACCGUGAAUGCUACGUAGGCAUGCUAUACGCCUGCUACGACUUGAUCCGGCCCGACGUUGUACUGGAGCUUUCCUGGCGCAAUGGCCUCCAUGACUUCACCAUGCCAUACAUGAUCAACCUGCUCUGCCAGCAGACCAAGGAGCUGGCCACUCUCAAGGCUGAUAACGAGGCCCGCAAGGCCAAGGAAAAGGAGCAAGAAAAGGUGGAGGACAACACGCCUAUCCUUGGCGGCAACCGGCUCAUGAUCACCGCCGGACCUGCCCCUCACGCGGCGUCGCCCGCGCCGUUCAUGCAGACCAAUGGGUUCGCUCCGCAGCCGACCGGCUUCGGCUUCUAGACGUGUGUUUCAGUGGUGGGUUUAUGAGCCAGGGGAGCCGUGAUUGUGCGGCAACACGUUCAGAUCUGUUAGCAACCUCCUAGAUAAAACGGUCACAGAGGGUCAGUGGGAUGUGAAGGCGCAGAUGGACAGUUUAGGGUGUUUGUUUACGGGUGGUCCGGGGGCGACUGUCUUACACGCAGCUUCGGGGGAUUCCCUGUGCUACUAUUAUUUGUACCUGUAUGAAAGUCUAACCACCUUGUCCGGUUCAAGUACUUGAUUUGGCUUCUUCCACUUCUCAAGGGUCCUCCCGAGUGCUUGAUAAUGAGUUUAAGUUAUGGUACUGCGCCAUUCAAUGCUCCAGUGAGGCAGAGAGACUGCAAACAGCGUUCUAGCUGGCAGCCUUCUCGCAAACUGCCGCGCUGUCAGGCGUAUAAC